Molecule: messenger RNA, 1908 nt
Organism: Arabidopsis lyrata subsp. lyrata
Lineage: Eukaryota; Viridiplantae; Streptophyta; Magnoliopsida; Brassicales; Brassicaceae
Exons: 2
Coding region: 795-1220 (141 amino acids)
Source: RefSeq, a predicted model, not a curated record
UCAUAAGAUUUUCCUAGUAAUCUCCACGAGAUUAAAGUCAGAAGAACCAAAGGCAGAUGAGUAAGCCACGUGUCAAUAACUUGAGCCUCAUACACACGCAAGGCGAUUGGAUAAACUAUAACACAUCAUCAUCAUCAAUUUUUGUACGGUUGUAAAAAGCCACUUGUCCAUGAAUCAACGGUAGAUAAGAACUCUUCUCCUUCUUUUUAAUUAAAUUUUUAUAUAAUAAAAAUGUUUUGUGAAACUCUAUCAAUCAAUCAUAAUUAUUAUUAUAGUUUAAUGAUUGGAGAGACCAAUCGUGAAUUUGUGGCCGUUGGAUCAAACUAAAUCCAAAAGAUAGGAGAAAUCGAAUUUAUAAAUUGCAGAAGAAGACGGCUAGCUCUUUGAGUACAAGGGACGAAUUUGGUCGGAAGGAUAAUGGAAGGAGAUGAUCGAUAAUUUGGGUUUCUAGGGUUUCUCUUGUCCGAUCCUUUUGAAAAUUUUCACCGAGUUUUUGGGGUUUUAAAAUUUCUAGUUGAUUUCAUUUUCAAAUUCUGGUGAAACAUUCUUUGUUUCGCCGGGUUUCAAUGGUGAAGCUUAGAUCUUGAGCUAAGAUUUACGAAAAUUUCAUCUUUUUUUUCUGCUAAAGUUUUGUCCUUUUUAGAUUUUGUGUUUUUCAUUCUUUAAACCGUUAAUUGAUUUCUUCUGAUUCAUUAGAGGUUGAUUUAUAACCAAAAGGGUUUUCAAUUGUUUGUUUCUGUGAUAUUUCACCAGAUUAAUGUGAAAUUUCUGAGAGAAACAAUCCAAUUCUUGAAAUGAUGAAGAGACCGAUCCCGAGUUGGCCAUGGUGGUUAUUAGGAGGUAGAAAAGAGAAAGAAAGGGAAGCUCUUAAGUUUCCUAAAAAUAUAACUAGAGUUAAUAAGAGGAAAGAGCUUGAACUUGAGAGCUUUGGUUCGUCUGGCUCAGAAUCUGUAGCUUUUGUUGCUUGUGUUGGUGUUGGUGUUGGUGAUGGACCUGAAUGGUCUGUUGGAUGGACUGAGCCACAUGGACCUGAUUUCCAAAGUGAUGAUGAAGGAGAUGAUGGUGGCUUCUUAGUGUUGGUUCCUUGUUAUAGAGCUGUCGCUGAAGGUUCUAGUAAUAACAACCAGCUUUUGAGUGCUGUCAAGAAUCUUCCCAACGGUUUGCCUCCUGAUGGGAAGAACUACAUGGAGCAAUGGCUUUCAUCUCUGCAAAACCUUUGACCAGGUCCCUUCCUGUUGUAGUUAGUUAGUAUUAGUUUUAGUUUCUCUAAGACGCUCUCUGAAGAAUCAUUUUGGUUACUACAUUAAUCCUGAAAACCCAAAAAAAAAGGAGAAAAAAGGGAAAAGAAAAGAGAGAACAAGAAAAAAAGAAGCACAAGUAGUUUUAUGGUUUAGAUUGAUGGGUAUCUUUUGCUUACAUUGAUCCAAGUGGAAACGGAUCAAGUCCAAGAAAAAGGUUGAAAAAUAGUAUAAAAAAAGAGUGUGGGAUUGGAAAACCUAUGGAGAAGAAGCAGCUUUAAGAUUGGUUACAUUCAGAAAACAGAUCGAAAUCCAAGAAGUGAAGGUGGGUAACAAAUUACAUUGAUCCUGGAAAAGGAUUAAAACCGGAAAGAAAGUAAUACGAAAGCAGUGCUAAGGGUUUAUAUCAAGAUGAUCAAAUUGAUGGUGUGAAUGGGAUUCUUCAAUCGAUUUGAAAAUUCAUGUAAAGUCUUGUAAAUACAAAAAAAAAAAAAAAAAAAAAAAAAAAGAGUGAUGUAUAUACUCUUGUAUCUAUCUUGUCCUGUAUCAUAACCUCCUCAAGCCUGAGAUUGAGGUGAUUGUAGAUUGUAUGUAAUAUUAACUUACCACUGAUCUUUUUUUGUAUAUAGAAACACUAUUGCCAUUGAAAUUCUCUUUAAAUUUCUCUGUA